UUCAGCGUGUUUGACGUUUGCAACGGACAACAAACGCAGAGCAAACGAUAGAAAAAAAGCUAGUGGAAGAAUAAAUAUAAUGUAGGCAAGUUUCUACAAACAAAAGACAAACCAGCUGAAUAAUUCCAUCUGUCCCGAGGUUAGGAAAAAAACGACCAGCCAGCUAACAGCACUACUGUGUUCGCUGUGUUCGAUUUGACUCCAUUUCGUGUGUUGUGUUCGGGUUUUUCGGGUCCUGGGGGUGCACCUGACCCUGAGGAGACGGUUUACGCAUUUUCCUUUGUGAUAUUGAUCGAUUUGUUGUGGCGUAGCGAGACAGGAUGCAGAAUGUCCUGAAUUCCGUCAAGGGCACGGCACUCGGUGUGGCCGAAUAUUUAACGCCCGUACUGAAGGAAUCUAAGUUUCGCGAAACGGGUGUAUUAACUCCGGAAGAAUUUAUCGCCGCCGGCGAUCACCUUACGCAUCACUGUCCGACCUGGUCCUGGGCGGUUGGGGAUGAGAGCAAAAUAAAGCCUUAUCUGCCGAAGGACAAACAGUUUUUGAUUACGCGCAAUGUACCGUGCCGAAGGCGCUGCAAACAGAUCGAGUUUGUCGGUGAGGAGAACCUCGUGGAGGAGAAUGAUCCGGAUGGUGGAUGGGUCGAGACACAUCACUACAAUCCGGACGAUGCGGGAAGUUCCGGGCUGGAGGAAAAGGUAUGCGAAAUGAAGCUGGACAGUUCACGCAUCGAGGAUGAACCGGCAGCCGAUAUGGAUGAUCCACGGAACCUCGAGGAUGGCGAUGCGGAUGGGGACGAUGCGGAUGACGAGGAUGGUGCGGCAAUCGAUAUGGAUGAGUUCGAGGAAAGUGGUUUGCUGGAAACGGUUGAUCCGUCAAAUGCACUACUUCCGGCACCGAAUGAAAAGCCCAACCCGGUUGUAUCGUCGGAGGUGGAAGGUGAUUCGGUGGUGCGCACCAGAACGUACGAUCUACACAUCACGUACGACAAAUACUACCAAACGCCCCGUCUGUGGGUGAUCGGGUAUGAUGAAAAUCGUAAGCUGCUGAGCGUGGAACAAAUGUACGAUGACGUUAGUCAGGAUCAUGCGAAGAAAACGGUUACCAUGGAAACGCAUCCCCAUCUACCGGGACCGAACAUGGCUUCGGUACAUCCGUGCAAACACGCAGAUAUAAUGAAAAAAAUCAUCCAAACUGUGGAGGAGGGUGGUGGCGAGUUGGGCGUCCAUAUGUAUCUCAUCAUCUUCCUGAAGUUUGUCCAAACCGUCAUACCGACGAUCGAGUACGAUUUUACGCAAAACUUCAACAUUACCAACCACAAAUAAGACAACGAGUUAGGGUGGGAAAUUGGGUAAAAUAAGCUGUUGGUCAGUGGAUGACCGUCGAUGUUAGUGGAAUGCUAGCUUGCUAAGGCUUUGUUUGCAAUCUGAGAACGGCUGUUACCUCACCCCGGAACAUUUGACUAUAUUGUGUUUUAAGUUUUCAACCAUCCCCCCCGUACUAGUUGGUUUUGUGGUCGUCAUUUUGUGUUGUGUACGUUUUAGUGUGUCCAUGUGUAAUUUUCCUAUCCCGUUUUAUCUCCAACGGAAACGCACCACAAUGAUAUUUAAACCCGUUCCCAAAUCGCACUCUGUUACGCAGCUAUGGCUAUCAGAAUAAAGACUAAUGGUUAAGAGAGAAAAAGGCGAAAUAUAUGUACGGAAUUGCUUUGCAGAAA
Molecule: messenger RNA, 1714 nt
Organism: Anopheles funestus (African malaria mosquito)
Lineage: Eukaryota; Metazoa; Arthropoda; Insecta; Diptera; Culicidae
Gene: Atg3
Product: ubiquitin-like-conjugating enzyme ATG3
Exons: 5
Coding region: 321-1322 (333 amino acids)
Biological process (GO): nucleophagy; autophagosome assembly; autophagy of mitochondrion
Cellular component (GO): cytoplasmic ubiquitin ligase complex; cytosol
Molecular function (GO): Atg8-family ligase activity
Source: RefSeq, a predicted model, not a curated record